Emiliania huxleyi CCMP1516 is the source of this 477-nucleotide messenger RNA. RefSeq lists its product as hypothetical. The record is from RefSeq and is a predicted model, not a curated record. The transcript has a single exon. The annotation marks the transcript as partial. NCBI's taxonomy places the organism in Eukaryota, Haptophyta, Isochrysidales, Noelaerhabdaceae.
ACGGCGCGCUCGGGCUUGAGGGAGCACUUCCUCGCCGCCGGCUACGCAGAGGGGACCGUCCGCGGCGCGGCGAGCGGCCAGGACGACGGGAGGCGGCUCGGCUGCGACCGUGGGCGCGAGGUGGGGCGAGAGCUCGGCCGAUUCCGCGGGGGGCAGGGGACGGGUCGAUGGCAUACUAGGGGGGGCAGGGUAGUGGGCGGCGAUCGCCGCAUACCGUCCUAUGGCGGCGAGUAUCGCUACGCCAGGGAGGACAAGGACGUCGACGUGCGGCUGCUGCUGUUCGAGUCGUUCGGUGGGUUUGGGAAGGGGGUCGGCGAGAUCCUCUGGGAGGCGGCGAACGUGCUGCAGAACAAGCUGACGCGGGCCCAGUACUUCGAUGAGGUGACUUGGACCACCAAGAGCUGGCUGGGGCUGCAGAAGCAGCGCAUCUCAGUCGUUCUUCACACGGCCAUCGAUCGCAGAGCAGAUUGUGAAUGA